Microdochium trichocladiopsis is the source of this 468-nucleotide messenger RNA. Its product is annotated as DNA-directed RNA polymerase. Gene Ontology annotation, cellular component: RNA polymerase III complex; RNA polymerase I complex. Gene Ontology annotation, molecular function: DNA-directed RNA polymerase activity; DNA binding; protein dimerization activity. Gene Ontology annotation, biological process: DNA-templated transcription. The coding region runs from base 1 to 468 and encodes 155 amino acids. NCBI's taxonomy places the organism in Eukaryota, Fungi, Ascomycota, Sordariomycetes, Xylariales, Microdochiaceae. The transcript has 4 exons. The record is from RefSeq and is a predicted model, not a curated record.
AUGCCGGGAAGGACGAAAGCUCGCGCCGAGCCCGCGGCCGACGCCGCUAUGGAGGAUGUACCGUCCUCGGCUCAGAAGGCGCAUGAAGUUGUGGAGGACGGCGAUGACGCCAUGGUCGACUCCGCUGACGGACAAGAAGAGGAGGAGGAGGAGGAGGAGCUGCCGAAGCUGCCCGGCUCCUCAGACACGGCCGCCUCGUUCGAGUUCGAGAAGGAGAGUCACACGCUGGGCAAUGCUCUUCGUUACAUCAUCAUGAAGAACCCCGAUGUUGAGUUCUGUGCCUACGCUAUCCCGCAUCCUUCUGAGCAGAAGAUGAAUCUGAGAAUCCAGACGUACAAUGACUACAAGGCCACAGACGCGCUCAAGAAGGGUUUGCAGGAUCUGGAAGAUCUCUGCGAUGUUGUCUCUGACGAGUUCUGGACUCGGCGAAAUGAGUUCAACGAAAAGAACGGCAUCCUGCGUGACUAA